Molecule: messenger RNA, 1036 nt
Organism: Homalodisca vitripennis (glassy-winged sharpshooter)
Lineage: Eukaryota; Metazoa; Arthropoda; Insecta; Hemiptera; Cicadellidae
Product: 1,5-anhydro-D-fructose reductase-like
Exons: 6
Coding region: 44-1003 (319 amino acids)
Cellular component (GO): cytosol
Molecular function (GO): aldose reductase (NADPH) activity
Source: RefSeq, a predicted model, not a curated record
UCUGAAAUGUUCAGGUUCACUUCAGUCAUUCUGUACACGAGUCAUGGCUCAGUUGUGUGCGACUUCCGUGCUCAAGUCUGCCUCGGGCAUGGCAAUGCCUGUCUUCGGGUUGGGAACUUGGCAGAGUACUGACGAAGCACUGGAAAAGGCCCUAAAUGCAGCCCUAGAGGCCGGAUAUCGUCUCAUAGACACAGCUGCCCUUUACGCCAAUGAAGCAGUCAUCGGCCGAGUCCUGAGCCAGUGGUUCUCUUCGGGCAAACUUAAACGGGAAGAUUUGUUCAUCACUACAAAGUUAGCGAUCGACUCGAACAGUCCGCAGUAUGUAAGGGAGAGUUUGGAGACGCAACUGAAGCAGCUUCAGCUGGAGUACGUGGACCUGUAUCUGAUACACAUGGCUGUAGGAGUUGUGCAUGGAGAUUCCUUUCUCCAAAAGGGAGGGCCAAGAGUGGACAUGUCAACAGAUAUUUUGGCCUUGUGGAAGGAAAUGGAGAAACAAGUUGACGAAGGACUGACCAAAGCUAUUGGAAUCUCAAACUUCAAUACGAAGCAGAUCGAACGUGUACUAAGUAUAGCCCGAAUACCUCCUGCUAACCUGCAGAUUGAGUUGCAUCUCUACUGCCAGGGCAAGGCAGAGCAGGAGUUCUGCAGGAGCAAAGGGAUCACCCUCACUUCCUAUGCAACGCUUGGAUCUCCAGGCGCACCUCCUGGCGGACUCAACGGGGCGAACUUCAAUCCUCUCCUGGACCCAGUGGUUGCCAGGAUCGCCCAGUCCCACAACAAGAAUCCGGGGCAAAUACUUCUACGCUUUGUCCUUCAGCUGGGUAUCGCCGUCAUCCCGAAAAGUACCAAUCCUGACAGAGUCCGUGAAAACAUGAAGGUCUUUGACUUUGAGUUGACCCCGGCCGAGAUGACGGAACUGAAGGCUCUGGACAAAGGAGAGGAAGGACGCCGGUUUCAUUUCGACUUUUUACGGGCUCAUCCCGAAUAUCCUUACCCUAACUAAAUGUCGUUAAAUAAAUAUCCUUAUUGCAAAGUG